This is a messenger RNA of Pterocles gutturalis (yellow-throated sandgrouse), 1938 nucleotides long. RefSeq names its product cadherin-8-like. Lineage: Eukaryota; Metazoa; Chordata; Aves; Pterocliformes; Pteroclidae. Gene Ontology annotation, cellular component: catenin complex; axon terminus; synaptic cleft. The annotation marks the transcript as partial. The record is from RefSeq and is a predicted model, not a curated record. The transcript has 8 exons. Gene Ontology annotation, molecular function: calcium ion binding; cadherin binding. Gene Ontology annotation, biological process: cell-cell junction assembly; multicellular organism development; cell morphogenesis.
ACAGUUACAUUUGGCAGGCAGGCACGUUGGAGCGCUCAGACCCGGAAUUAGCGGAUUUAUUUGGAAUAUCCCUGCUUUCCUGGAGACGUGCUGCUGCCGCUGGCUUGUGCGAAGGGAGAAAUUAAUAACUGCACUUUAGCAUGCAGGCACAGAAACCCGAGAGGCUAAGUAACCAGCGUCUCCUCCAGCAUCGGCAGCCUCAGAAAGCAUGACAAGAAGAUCUGGAGAAUCCUGCCUGUUCGCAGGGACUGGCUAAUGGUUUUUACCUCGCCCUUUCAAUCCGUGCGUGAAGUGGCUGUCAGCAAGCAGUUUCCUUGGUCCUUGAAGGAGAAUCUUUAAGGACUGGAAAACUCAGUGGAUCAUGUUUUUAAAAUCUAAGCGAUUUUUACGUUGACUGUGCUGUAAACACAUGGAGGAGCUGUAAGUAAAUGUUCUCUAUUGCAUGAUGAAUUGGAUUGCUACGGUCUGGAGGAAAGUAAAAUAAUAAUUUCAUUUCUGUGGUGAUUUGCAUAGCUUGUGGUACAAUGCCAGAAAGACUAACGGAAAUGCUUAUGGAUACAUGGACUCCAUUAAUAAUAUUAUGGAUUACUGUCCUUCCUUCCAUUUAUAUGGCUCCGAUGAAUCAAUCUCAAGUACUACCAAGUGGAUCCAGUACAGGACUAAAAAGGCUAAUGGAAGAACAAAGAGUUUUGAACCGUUCCAAGAGAGGCUGGGUUUGGAAUCAAAUGUUUGUAUUAGAAGAAUUUUCUGGACCUGAACCAAUACUAGUUGGACGGUUACACACAGACCUGGAUCCUGGCAGCAGCAAAAUCAAGUACAUUCUGUCAGGAGAUGGAGCUGGAACAAUCUUCGUGAUCAAUGACAAGACUGGAGACAUUCAUGCAAUGAAAAGGCUUGACCGCGAGGAAAAAGCUGAAUACACUCUAACGGCUCAAGCAGUCGACAGGGACACAAACAAACCUCUGGAGCCUCCUUCAGAAUUCAUUAUUAAGGUUCAAGACAUCAAUGACAAUGCCCCAGAGUUUGUUGAUGGUCCAUAUCAUGCCACGGUUCCAGAAAUGUCUGUUGUAGGCACCUUUGUUACUAAAGUCACAGCUACAGAUGCAGAUGAUCCAGUUUAUGGAAAUAGUGCCAAACUGGUUUAUAGCAUUCUGGAAGGACAGCCUUACUUUUCUAUUGAGCCACAUACAGCUAUAAUUAAAACAGCUCUUCCCAACAUGGACAGAGAAGCCAAAGAAGAAUACUUUGUGGUAAUCCAAGCGAAAGACAUGGGAGGACAUAUGGGUGGACUCUCUGGAACUACAACAGUGACAAUUACACUCACUGAUGUUAACGACAAUCCUCCAAAGUUUGCACAGAGUCUGUAUCACUUCUCAGUAAUGGAAGAUGUUGCUCUUGGUGAACCAAUAGGAAGGGUGAAAGCAAAUGACCUGGAUAUUGGAGAAAAUGCUAAAUCAUCCUAUGAGAUUAUUGAAGGAGAUGGAAUGGAUAUAUUUGAAAUUACUACAGAUGCCCAAACUCAGGACGGCAUUAUUAGAGUGAGAAAGCCACUGGACUUUGAGACCAAAAAAUCCUAUACUCUGAAGGUAGAAGCAGCCAACGUUCAUAUUGAUCCUCGCUUCAUCAGUGGAGGACCAUUCAAGGAUACAGCAACCGUAAAAAUUGUAGUAGAGGAUGCUGAUGAACCACCAGUCUUUUCACCACCUACUUACCUACUGGAGGUGCAUGAAAACGCUGCUAUUAACUCUGUGAUCGGGCAGGUGACUGCCCAUGACCCUGACGUGUCUUCCAGCCCUAUAAGGUUUUCCAUUGAUCGGCACACUGACCUUGAGAGACAGUUCAACAUUAACGCAGAAGAUGGGAAAAUAACUUUGGCAACACCACUGGACAGAGAAACAAAUAUGUGGCACAACAUAACUAUUGUAGCUACUGAAACUA